Molecule: messenger RNA, 1086 nt
Organism: Echinococcus granulosus
Lineage: Eukaryota; Metazoa; Platyhelminthes; Cestoda; Cyclophyllidea; Taeniidae
Product: SAGA-associated factor
Exons: 7
Coding region: 1-1086 (361 amino acids)
Cellular component (GO): SAGA complex
Source: RefSeq, a predicted model, not a curated record
AUGUGCAAGUCAGGCAGCAGUCUGCUAUCUAGCCUUAAUCUGCAACUAACUCGGUUGUCCACGUCCCUCUUGCUUCUGCCGGUUUGGGUCUUUCGACGCCCGAUAAUCAUUGAACUUUUAGAAGUACGUUGUAUUGAUAUGGAAUUGGAACUUAUGGAAAAGGUUAAUGAAUUAAGUGAAAUCUGUAAGGAGGUAGUCGUUGCAGAAGGCAGGUGUUCAUCUCAAGUUUCCUCUCUCGAAUGGGGUCAAGUUAAAGUCCAUAAGGGUAAACAUUCUGUGGAGCAAAAAAGGCUUUGGAACAAAAAGCUUCAAGAGGUGUUCCAUGAUUUAGGGUCCCUUCAGAAAGCUCUCCUUCGAGCUCAAGACAAGAUUUUUGAUUUGAGAGCACUCGAGCACAAAAUAAGUAAGUUAACCGUGGGUCUUAUGGCAAUAUUUUUAACUCGAGAAAUAGCUAAGGGUCCCAGAAAUAUGCGUCGGGGAGUUCUCAUGUCACUUCUCCAAGAAAGUGCAAAAUCCAUCCCUAUGUGGGCAGGGGGUGUUGAUGAACCUCCGCCUCCCCUUUGCGGCGCCAUCGGUGCUGGAAAUAAUCUCGACACCAAUUUGGUCGCCCCUGGCGAUUAUGUCGCAGCUCUUGUGCCUGAUCUAGAAUGUCCCGAUGCAGAGUUUGCACCCAACGAAAGCUGGAUACUUGCUGAGGUGAUAUCCUUUAACCGUGAAAAGCGUCAGUUCCAAGUUGAAGAUGUUGAUGCCGAAGAGGGCAAAGUACGCUACACUCUAGAUCGUUCAAAGGUGAUAUUAUUGCCGAAAUGGAAGGCUAAUCCUGUACUAAAUCCGGAUGCUGUCUAUCACAAGGGAACGCUGGUUCUUGCACUAUAUCCUCAAACAACGUGUUUUUACCGAGCCGUUGUGGAUACCUAUCCAACCCACGCGCAAGACGAGUACUCUCUCUACUUCGAGGAUCCCAGUUACCCUGAUGGGUACGCUCCAUCGAUUCGCAUUCCACAGCGCUACGUAAUUCUCUGUCCCGAAACCGACCACAAAAGCACACGACAGGGUCGCAACCGGCUAUCCGGAAGGAAAUCGUAG